UUUUUUACACGUAUCAAACAAAACAAAAGCGGGGAGAUUACCGGUCAAUAGUUCGUCGGUACGGACUGAUUCUUCUUUGUUCGUAAUUAACGAUAAGGGGUUAAUUGAUUUUAAACGAUUUUCGCAAUGCUUUGGAAGGCUGUCAUAUCCUCUUUGCUAAUAAUCCUUUUUUAUGGUGCAACGCAAACCAAUGGCGAAAAAUAUCCUGUAGUAAUGUGGCAUGGAAUGGGAGACACCUGCUGUUUCCCAUUUAGCCUGGGUUCCAUUAAGAAGCUAUUGGAGCAGGAACUUAAUCAAACCUAUGUCAAAUCAUUGCGUAUCGGUAGCAAUUUGAUCAUGGACUAUGAAAGUGGUUUCUUCAUACACCCAAACAAGCAGGUCGAUUAUGUUUGUCAAGAAUUGGCCAAAGAUGAAAAGUUGAAAGAUGGCUAUAAUGCGAUUGGCUUUAGUCAGGGAGGACAAUUUUUACGUGCCUUGGCGCAACGUUGUCCUUUGCCACCCAUGAAAGUCCUAAUCUCAAUGGGUGGUCAACAUCAAGGAGUUUUUGGUUUACCCAAAUGUCCUUCGCUUUCAUCGAAAACCUGCGAAUAUAUACGCCGUAUACUGAAUACUGCAGCCUAUGAAGAAUGGGCCCAAAUGGAUUUGGUACAGGCGACCUAUUGGCAUAAUCCCCUCAAGGAACGAGACUACAUAGCUCAUAGUACUUUCUUGGCUGAUAUCAAUAAUGUGGUCUUCACCAAUGGUUUAUAUGCCGAACACUUGAAUCGUUUGGACAAGUUUGUUAUGGUCAAAUUCUUGAAUGAUACUAUUGUCCAGCCCAAGGAAUCUCAGUGGUUUGAAUUUUAUAAACCAGGGCAGGAUAAGGAAAUUCUGCCCUUGAAAGAGAGUAAAGUUUAUGAACAGCUCGGUCUUAACCAAAUGGAUAUAAAUCAGAAACUGGUCUUCUUGGCCACCGAAGGCGAUCAUUUGCAGUUCGAUAGAAAAUGGUUUUUGGAGAAUAUAAUACCAUUGUUGAGUCAAGAGAAGAAAUAGAGGUGACAGUCUCCAAUAAGUGGAACAAGAAACUUCAAACCAAAUAAUAUGUAAAUAUAUAAGUUGUAAUAUUAAACCAUAAUAAUUUUCAUUUUAAUAAAAGUGGAUUUUUAAAAUA
Molecule: messenger RNA, 1150 nt
Organism: Musca domestica (house fly)
Lineage: Eukaryota; Metazoa; Arthropoda; Insecta; Diptera; Muscidae
Product: palmitoyl-protein thioesterase 1-like
Exons: 5
Coding region: 127-1032 (301 amino acids)
Biological process (GO): receptor-mediated endocytosis; protein depalmitoylation
Cellular component (GO): lysosome
Molecular function (GO): palmitoyl-(protein) hydrolase activity
Source: RefSeq, a predicted model, not a curated record